AUGCUAUUUGUCUGGGAGCGGACGCCGAAUCUCAAAGCUAGUCCGUGGCUAGCCUGGUUGACGACGGCCUUUGUGCUGUGGCGUUGUCGAAGCCGCAUCGCCCGGACGGUCCUCGCGGUUUCACCGCUGAGAUUGCUGAGGAGGCGAGCCGCCGACCCGACGAUCAAUCAGAAGGUACAAUCCGCGAUGAUCCUGAAGCAGCGCAAACGGCACAGUCUCGCACACUUGCACAAGCACAAGACCAGCAGUAUACGACGCGCUAAGCGGCCACUCUGCACCGGUGACGGCCCGCACGUACCCAGCGCCGUGUCCGUGAUUCAGGCAGGACCUCAGAUCCACUACAGGGUCACUAGGAGCGGCAGGGUCUACGGGAAGUACGCGAACAAGGUCGCCAUCCGGAAUGGAAACGGCAUUCAAGAAAGCCAUUGACGCCGCAUUAGGAAUAUCGAGCUCUCAAGCGCCGUCCUCGUCUCCUGUAUGUGUGUGCUUGCUUGUGUGUGUGUAGGUGUGAGCGUAUAUAUGAAAGCGCCACGUGAACGUCGUGGUCGUCGUCGUCGUGUCGUCCACGUAAUUCCGUACCCUCUGAAACAAUGUAAAUAUAUAUACAAUGUAUUUAUGUCUCCCUUCCUCUUCUCCUGACACGAUACUGACUUCUUCCUUUCUUAUGUUUCCGUUUUUUUUAAAUCUCGCGCGCACUAUUCCUUAAGUUCCAGUUCUUUUAAAUUCCACCCAUCCGAGCCCGAGAAAAACACUCGCGACAGCUUCUUCCGCGUUUCCCUGGGGUCAAAUGGUCUCGUGCAAAUCUACUGUUUGACUCAAUAGGACUCGGGAGGUUUUGUUUUGGCAGUUCGAUGCUACACGCGCGUGAAUUGCAAACACAAACAUUGUACGACGUGCAGUUGUAUGUAUUUCGUGCAAUCGA
Messenger RNA from Odontomachus brunneus, 922 nucleotides. RefSeq lists its product as uncharacterized. The transcript has a single exon. Lineage: Eukaryota; Metazoa; Arthropoda; Insecta; Hymenoptera; Formicidae. The coding region runs from base 1 to 429 and encodes 142 amino acids. The record is from RefSeq and is a predicted model, not a curated record.